AUGGGGAAAGCGGUCGCUCCGAGCCGAGGCGCCGGCUGCGGCGGCCGCUCCCGCGGACUCUCGUCGCUGUUCACCGUCGUCCCCUGCCUGUCCUGCCACACCGCGGCUCCGGGCAUGAGCGCUCACACGUCCGGCUCCGGAUCGGAGCCCAAGCCUCCACCCCAGCCGGUGUGGGUACCGCAGCGGGAGCCGCUGCCCGAGCAGGUGCGGGAGCCAGUUUCCGAGUCAGUGUACGGCUCGAAGCCCGGGCACCGACCGAAGUCUGCGCCGGGCCCGGCGGCUGGGCAGGGAUCGGAACCGCCGGGGACGCGUCUGGGGUCCGAGUCGAGCCCAAGGCUGGGGGCCGGCGGGCCCGGCAGCAAGGCCGUGGAGCAGGCGUCCCCGCCGAGGUCCGGAGUGGGGGCUGUGCCCGCGCCUCUCCCCGAGUCCGGGUUGGCGACCAAGGCCCUGCCACCUGGACAGGUGAAGACCGCGCUUGGGGCUCCGGUGUCUGGCACGACCCCCAGUGUCCUGAUGUCUUCGCCGCCCCUCGACAGCUACAAGGGCUGGCUUCUCAAGUGGACCAACUACCUGAAGGGUUACCAGCGCCGCUGGUUCGUGCUCGGCAAUGGCCUGCUGUCCUACUACAGGAACCAGGGUGAAAUGGCCCACACCUGUCGUGGCACCAUCAACCUGGCCACCACACAGAUCGACACGGAAGACUCCUGUGGAAUCUUGCUGGUCAGUGGCGCAAGGAACUAUCACCUGAAGGCCAGCUCCGAGGUGGACCGGCAGCAGUGGAUCACCACCCUGGAGCUGGCCAAGGCCAAGGCAGUCCACAUGAUGAAGGCACAUUCAGAUGACUCUGGGGACGACGACGAAGAGCCUGCCUCCCCAGCUGACAAGAACGAGCUCCACCACACUCUUAAGAACCUCUCCUUGAAGUUAGAUGACCUCAGCACGUGCAAUGACCUCAUUGCCAAGCAUGGCGCCGCACUCCAGCGCUCCCUGAAUGAGCUGGACAGCCUGAAGAUCCCAUCGGACAGCAGCGAGAAACUGAAGGUGGUGAACGAGCGGGCCACCCUCUUCCGCAUCACGUCGAAUGCUAUGAUCAACGCCUGCAGGGACUUCCUGGAACUAGCGGAGACGCACAGCCGGAAAUGGCAGCGGGCCCUGCAGUAUGAGCAGGAGCAGCGGGUCCACCUGGAGGAGACCAUCGAGCAGCUGGCCAAACAGCACAACAGCCUCGAGCGAGCCUUCCGUAGCGCCCCCGGCAGGACCACCGACCCCACUCAGAGCUUCAGCCAGGGAAGCCUCUUGAACACUAAAGGAGAGGACAGUGAGGAAGAUGAAGAUACCGAGUACUUCGAUGCCAUGGAAGACUCCACGUCCUUCAUCACUGUGAUCACAGAGUCCAAGGAAGACAGAGAAGCCUGCUGGGAAGGUGGGCGGGGUACCAGCUCCGUGGACUGGACCUCGUCAGACAAUGUGUUAGGCAGUGCCUCGAUUGAACCCAAGGGUUCAUCCAAAGUCAAGAGGCGCGCCCGCAUCCCCGACAAGCCCAACUACAGCCUUAACCUCUGGAGCAUCAUGAAGAACUGCAUCGGCCGUGAGCUCUCCAGGAUCCCGAUGCCGGUGAACUUCAAUGAGCCCCUGUCCAUGCUCCAGCGGCUGACAGAGGACCUGGAGUACCACCACCUGCUGGACAAGGCGGUGCACUGCGCCAGCUCGGUGGAGCAGAUGUGCCUGGUGGCCGCCUUCUCUGUGUCCUCCUACUCCACCACGGUGCACCGCAUCGCCAAGCCCUUCAACCCCAUGCUGGGGGAGACCUUUGAGCUGGACCGCCUCGAGGACAUGGGCCUGCGCUCCCUCUGCGAACAGGUGAGCCACCACCCACCCUCCGCGGCCCAUUACGUGUUCUCCAAGAACGGCUGGAGCCUCUGGCAGGAGAUCACCAUCGCCAGCAAGUUCCGGGGCAAAUACAUCUCCAUCAUGCCGCUGGGUGCCAUCCACCUAGAAUUCCAGGGGAGUGGGAAUCACUACGUGUGGAGGAAGAGCACCUCGACUGUCCAUAACAUCAUCGUGGGCAAGCUCUGGAUCGACCAGUCAGGGGACAUCGAGAUCGUGAACCAUAAGACCAAAGACCGGUGCCAGAUGAAGUUCGUGCCCUACAGCUAUUUCUCCAAAGAGGCGGCCCGCAAGGUGACCGGGGUGGUGAGUGACAGCCAGGGCCAGGCCCACUACGUGCUGUCGGGCUCGUGGGAUGAGCAGAUGGAAUGUUCCAAGAUCGUGCACAGCAGCCCCAGCAGCCCCAGCUCCGACGGCAAGCAGAAGACCGUGUACCAGACCCUGCCAGCCAAGCUGCUGUGGAAGAAGUACCCGCUGCCGGAGAACGCGGAGAACAUGUACUACUUCUCGGAGCUGGCGCUGACCCUGAACGAGCAGGAGGAGGGCGUGGCGCCCACCGACAGCCGCCUGCGGCCCGACCAGCGGCUGAUGGAGAAGGGGCGCUGGGACGAGGCCAACACCGAGAAGCAGCGGCUGGAGGAGAAGCAGCGCCUGUCCCGCCGCCGCAGGAUGGAGUCGUGCGCCUCGGGCUGCGCCGCAGAGGAAGAGAAGGAGUCUGACAACUACAUGCCCCUGUGGUUCGAGAAGAGGCUGGACCCGCUGACCGGGGAGACGGCCUGUGUGUACAAGGGCGGCUACUGGGAGGCCAAGGAGCGGCAAGACUGGCACAUGUGCCCCAACAUCUUCUGAGCACCCUCUGCGGCCCAUCAGGCACCUGCCCAGCCAGGUCCCCCCUUUCUUUAAUGCACUCAAUUGAAUACUGAAUGGCCCUCCCCACCCACAUUCAUUUCCUUUCCUCUUUUUUUUUUUUUUUUUUUUUGACCCUUGUUUUCUCCUUUUCCUACAAUGAAACUUUUGGGGGGCUCCUCUCUUCGAUUAGAAGGGGGAAGGGCCGACCUGGGUUCUCUUCAGCCCCCAGGUGCACCAGGUCACCCGCGCCCCUUUCCUCAUGGACUUGGGGGCCCCAUGGGCACCCCAGUUCCUACAACUCAGGCCGGCUGGCCCGGGCCAGGGGCGGCCCAGAUCACCAGCCCCUCGUAGGGAGCCUCUUUUGACUUUUUUUUUAAGAAAAAAAAAUUUGCAUUUCUUUUCCAGCCAUGAGGUUUAGUAAUAUUUUUAGCACAGCACUUAGUACUAGCUCUCCAAGUGUGCUUCCUUGCCGUACAUUGAUUGCCCUGGCAAGAACCUCCCUUCCCCUUUGCCCCCCCCCCUUUUUUAAAGACAUCAGAAAAGCCAGACCCCCUGAGUUGGGAGCACUUGGUAGCUCAGCACAGCAAGGUCCUGCCCAGCCCCCUCCCCAAGAGCCUGGAGCCCACAGACACCCCAUAGCAGGGGGGUCGGGACAGGGGGACUGCAGAGGGUGUUGGCAACACCCUAACCCCAAAGAGGCCAGGAAGGCUGGAAGGCAGGGCCUUGCAGGUGCUCCCCACCCGAGAACAGGGCCCCAAAUCAGCAAUAAGGAACAAACCCUCGGCUCGACCUGGGCUGGUGACCCGGGGGCCCAUCCCCGCGCCUCCCUCUCCUUGUCCUGAUCUGGGGUGCUCCAGCUCAUCGACCCCUCCCCCCGACUCUUUAUUUGCCUAAUUUAUAUAUAUAUAUGAUAUAUAAAUAUAUAAAAUAGCUAUUUUGCUUAAAUUUCUAUGAUAUGUAAAAGUGAAAAAUGAUGAAGACAGCAUUCCUGUCUGAGUUUAGCCUCCGGUCAGCUGUGCCCUGCCCUUUCCUGCUCCUUCCAGUGGCUUCUGCCAGCCUUGGGGAGGACUGGACCAUGGUGACCACAUCCCAACCCUCAGAAACCCCCUCUCCCCCCUUCCCACUUGAGUUUGGUCCUGAAAGUUCAUCUCGAGCUUUUCUUUCUACUCCAGGACUGGGAUUUCUUUUUUUUAUUAAAAACAAAAACAAAACACACAAAAGUGAAAACACCAAUGUAUGAAAUGCCUUAUGAUGCCACUCUGGAGGGGAGUAAAAGGGGUGUCCAUCUGCCUCUCCUCAGCGCUGUGGAGUGUACCUCUUUCCCCAGCACUGUGUGUGAGUGAGCACCUUCUGACUGUAAUAAAAAUUGAAAAA
This is a messenger RNA of Dipodomys spectabilis (banner-tailed kangaroo rat), 4110 nucleotides long. It is a transcript of the gene Osbp2, whose product is annotated as oxysterol binding protein 2. Gene Ontology annotation, molecular function: cholesterol binding. Bases 1 to 2736 code for a protein of 911 amino acids. The transcript is spliced from 15 exons. Lineage: Eukaryota; Metazoa; Chordata; Mammalia; Rodentia; Heteromyidae. Gene Ontology annotation, cellular component: membrane; cytosol; intracellular membrane-bounded organelle. The record is from RefSeq and is a predicted model, not a curated record.